UAAUGCUGCUAUUUAAAAUCAUAGAGUAUUUAGCAAGAAAAACUUCUCUGCUAAUUCUCCUAUAAUACUUAAGCUGUGUAGUAUAAGCCUAACAACAACAUUUAAUUGAUCAGAACUUUUUUGGAGACUUUUCUACUGCUGAAAGUAAUUUUUUUUCAAAUCAAAUAGAUUGGUAUAGAAGAAAUACUGCAUUGUCUCCUACAACAAGCUGUGGAUCAUCAAUAUUAUUUGGAGGAUAUCAAAACUUCGAUAAUAAUUAAUUCAUAGCAAAAACAUUUGAAUUACCUCCACACUAUUAGGUUGCAAUUAAAUUUUCCUUUUGGAGGUAUUUAAUUGUUGAAAAAUAGAAUUGAUUAAUGGGAUGAUCAUGAUCAUUUCUCCAUUUAUUAGGAUAACGUUCAAAUUCAUAAUGAUCAAUAUUCUAAUCAUGAUAGUUCUACUAAUUUAUGUGGGAAUAGUUUACAAUCUGAUUUCGUACAUUAAAUUGAAAAAGUCUUCGAUCACUCAAGUACUACGGUUUAAAUUUUAAUGACUUCUACAGAUGGGGGAUGGUGGGGAAUUUCAGAAUUUACAUUAUAUGUUGCGUCAUGUCCUAGUGGUUGUAAUUCUUGCAACAAAUUUGGUUGUCUUUCAUAAAUUUUACAGAUUAAAUCUUUUACUAGAAGAAUUUUAGGGGUUAUUCCAGAUUAAGAAGGAUGGCUUUAUGAUGAUACAAUAACAACCCUUAGAAACUAAUGUUCAGGUAUUUAUAAUUUAAAUAUAAAUAAUUAGAUUUUUAUUAUUUAACUUCUCCUGGAGACCAUCUUUCGAAAUCAAUAGAGUUAGAUAAUCACAUUGCUAUAAGUUUGUAGUUUAAGGUAAUAACUUUCAAUACAAUUUCUUCCAAAUUCAGAAUUUUCAUAGAUGAUAAUUUAAUAGUUAAUUCGUAAAUAGAUCAAUAAGUAUAUACAAAUGUAAAUUUCUGUUCAUAAACUAUAAUAUCUUAGAUAAAUGUUUUUUAACUCGAACAUACAAAUAACCUUAUAAAAAUUGAUAUAAUAGUAGAAUUUUUAGGAAUACCUUUUACAAAUUAAAACUAAAAAUUCGGGAUUAGAGAUUUUUAAUUAUUCUUAAAACCCUCAAGAUUAUUCGAUUUUUGCACAGAUUAAAAUCUUUACCGUUUUGAUGGAUGCUAUCCUUAACUUUAUGCUUUUGUCGAAGGAUGUAAUAAUUACAUAAAAGGAAUUUGUGUUGAAUGCUAAGAUGGAUGGGAAUAUGUAAAUUAAAUUAACAGUUGUAUUCCUAAAUGUGGAGAUUUGAAGAUUACAUAAUUCGAAGAAUGUGAUGAUGAUAAUAAUAUCCCUUUUGAUGGUUGUCAUGAAUGCAAAUUUUCUUGUCCUUUAGAUUGUCUUGUCUGCUAAUUUGGAAAAUGUUUAACAUGUAAAUUCCCAAAAGACUUGAUUAACAACAAAUGUCUUAAUCUUACUAUCAACUUUGGAGAAAUUAAAUUAGAUGAAGACAGUAUUAAUUAUUUCACAAGUGUUCUCGAAUAGGAAUAGUACAUUAAUUUAAUAAAGCACUUUAGUUAAAAUGGAAAAAAUACAUUUAUUUUGAAUCCCUUAAAAAUUGAAAAUUGUCUUUAACAAUUAUAUAAUUAUUGUGUGAAAUGUGAUAUUCAUUACUAAAUUAGCUUUAAUAAAAAAUACUGUACACCAUUAUGUAAUGAUGGGAUUACUGUCCAAACAGAAAUUUGUGAUGAUUAAAACAAUUAAUAAUUUGAUGGAUGCUAUAAAUGUGAAAAAAGCUGUUAAUUAGAAUGCCAAAUUUGUGUAGGAACAAAAUGUUAAGUUUGCCAGGAGGGCUGGGAACUUUUGGAUGGUCAUUGCUAUUAAAUAUGUGGAGAUAAUAAAUUAGCAUAACUUUCUAUCGAGUAAUGCGAUGAUGGCAAUUUUUAACCAAAUGAUGGAUGUUAUGAAUGUAAAUUUCAAUGUGAUCAGUAUUGCUAUUCAUGUGUAACAACAGAUGUUUGUUAUUUGUGUCAAAAUUAUUUUGAAAAUAUUAAUGGAAGAUGCCGACCUAUCUGUGGGGAUGGCCAUGUAGUCAUUGGCUUAGAAGAAUGUGAAGACUAAAAUUAGGAAUAAUUUGAUGGAUGUUAUUAAUGUUAAUUUCAAUGCCAUGAAAAAUGUGAGAAAUGCUAUUAAGGAAAAUGUAUUUUAUGUUUAGAAGGCUAUAUUCUGUUGAAUGGCCAAACUUGUUAAGCCACUUUAGAAAAUUCGCAAGAAUAAGUAGAAGAAGACGAUAAUUAAGAAUAAGAAUAAACAAAAAAUAGUUGUGGUGAUUAAAUUACGUAAUUGGAAGAAGAGUGCGAUGAUGGAAAUUAAUUAAAUUAUGAUGGAUGUUCGGAUAAAUGUUAAAUUGAAGAAAAUUGGCAUUGUACUCAAAAAGUGCCUAAUAGAUGCUACUCUUAUACUUCUUUUUUACUCUCUUUUCUAAAUUAAACUUAUGAUAAGUAAUAUAUUUAAAUGUCUUUCACCCAGAGAGUUAGAUGGAAUGGUUCGUUUUCAAAUUUUUCGGAAGCAAUUUAAAUAGAAAUUAUAGGCUUAGAUAAAUUCUAAUAUAGUAUUUUAAUUAUUCCUGUAAUUUCUAUUGUAGAAUAAACCCUUAAAUAUCCAAUAUAUGAAUUUGAAAUUUAAUUUUUAAAACCAUAAAUUGAUCAACCUAUACUAGAGGUCUUGAUUUAAGAUGGAAUAAUCGAUGAAUAUGAAUAAACCUUAUAAACUAAUACAUAAAGUUUACCAAUAUAGAUAGCAAAGAUCUUAAGCCUAUCUGAAUUAAAUACUGCAAAUAAGUUCUAAUAAUUAGGCAAUUACAUGAUGAUUGGAUUAGGAUGCAGUAGUGGUUUAAUGCUAUUAUUUGGAGAUCCAGCUUAAAGUUUAGAGAUUUUUGAUACUCUAUAAUUUUAAUCCUAUUUGAGGUUCAUAAAUGUUAGAUUUCCAUAAAAUCUUUAAAUUUAUUUUGUAUCAUCUGACUUUGUAACAAUUUCACCGGUGCUUGUAAAAUUAAAUAUUAUGGAUUUUUUUGACUAAACAAUUGGAUAACAUCAUGUAGAUAGUAUUGGCAAGCUUUCAGAAUAUAAGCUUAACGCAGAUUUAUUAACUAAUAUUUAUAGCUAAAUGACUUAAUCUCUAAUAUUUGCAACUCUCUACAUAUUUCUACUUUUCUAUUAACAAUUCUUUAUGAAAUUCUGUUAUACCAAUAAGCACUUCUAUUAUAUUAGAUUAAGUAAUUCAAAAAUAGUUGAAUUUUUAACAAUCAAAAUUUACCUCUUAAAUAAAAAAAUUUUAAAUUUGAUUAAUCUAUAUACUAAAAAAGGAUUUAUUUAAUUGUUUUAUGCCAAUAGUUGGGAUUUAAUUUUUAAAGUAUUUAUGUAUUUAGUGUCACAUGAUAGAUCAGGAUAUAGAACUUUCAUUUCAUAUUUUAUAUGCAUACUUUACAUAGGUUUAGUGAUUUUCUUAUUAAUAUCGCACUUUAGAUAACAGGAUAAGAGGUUGCUAUUAGUAAAUGAGAUUAAAGCUUACUAAUAUGAUGGUGUUGUUCUAUUCAAAAAAUUUUCAUUUAUUUUAAUUCUAGUAGGACUCUAGACUAACUCGUCUUACUAAUGCCUUUUACUAACCUUUAUUUUAUUUUUUUACAUAGGGGUAAUAUAUGUGUUUGGUUUUGUAAAUUCAAAUCUGGAUUUAUUUAUAAUUAUUUGGAUGGAAUUUCCUGUAAUGAUAUUUACAUUAUUAAGUCUAAUCUAUUGCCAAGAUUUCUAUAGAUUCUUAAAUCAAGAUCAAUAAACAAUACUUGCUUUUGUCCAGAUAAGCGUUUUAAUUUUGGGGCUUUUAGGACCUUUAAUUAAAACUGGAAUUUAAUUCUACCAAAAAAUAAAGCAAUAUAAUUUGGAACGCCAAAUCCUCCAUCAAGUUAACCUGCCAACUUUUAAUAAUAUGAUCAUAAUAACUAAAAAAUGA
This is a messenger RNA of Paramecium pentaurelia, 3992 nucleotides long. The record is from the annotation of a GenBank genome assembly. Lineage: Eukaryota; Ciliophora; Oligohymenophorea; Peniculida; Parameciidae.